CUUCAUUUCUAUCCAUUCUCCAUCAGUCGACCGGCACACGUGUGUUUGUCGUCAGUCAUUCGUUCUGUUGACUUAUUUAUACUCCAUCGAUCUCUUCGUGCCCUCUUUGCGAAGAGCUACCAGCUCGAAAGAUUGAUCUUCGUGAUCAACCACUGACUAACUGAUCGUCCGGUUCUUGACACUCGUUCUCCAGUUUUUCUGUUGCUCUUGUACAAUGAGAUUCUCUCUCGCCCUUGCCGGCGCCGCCCUCGCGGGCAGCGCCCUGGCGGCCGACCUGCCCGUGAUUGCCUCCAAGGGCAACAAACUGUUCUAUUCCAACAACGGCACUGAAUUCUUCAUCCGUGGUGUUGCCUACCAGCAGGAGUACUCCUCCAACGGCACGGCCUCGGACAACGCGGACUACACUGACCCCCUAGCCGACGACUCCGACUGUGAGCGCGACAUUCCCUACCUGAAGCAGCUGCGCACCAACGUGAUUCGAACCUAUGCCGUCAACCCAGACAAGAACCACGACCGCUGCAUGGGUCUGCUGGCAGACGCCGGCAUCUAUCUGAUCACCGAUUUGUCCUCGCCCAGUGAGUCUAUCAACCGUGCCGAUCCCGCCUGGAACGUCGAUCUGUACAACCGCUACACCAGUGUCAUCGAUGCUUUUGCCAACUACACCAAUGUUAUCGGCUUUUUUGCUGGUAACGAGGUUGCUAACAACAACACCAACACCAACUCAAUUGCUUUCGUCAAGGCUGCCGUGCGUGACAUGAAGGCCUACAUCAAGAAGAACCACCGUGAUACUCUGCUUGUCGGAUACGCUACUGAUGAUGACGCCGAACUCCGUGCGGACUUGAAGGAUUACCUGGUCUGCGGUGACGAGGACAGCCGUAUUGACAUGUUUGGUUACAACAUUUACGAAUGGUGCGGUGAAUCGAGCUUUGCUGCUUCUGGAUACAAGGCCCGCACUGAGGAAUUCAAGGACUACCCCGUCCCAGCCUUCUUCUCCGAAUAUGGCUGCAUUGACCCUCGUCCUCGCAAGUUCACUGAUGUCCCUGUCCUGUACGGUGACCAGAUGAACGAUGUGUGGAGCGGUGGUAUUGUCUACAUGUAUUUCCAGGAAGCCAACGACUACGGCCUGGUCAGCAUCGAUGACGGCGAUGUCAAGACCCGGGACGACUUCUCCUACCUUUCCUCCCAGAUGCAAAAGGUCACCGCUACUGGUGUCAACAGCAAGACCUUCACCGCCAGCAACACUGCCAUUCCCACAUGCCCCUCCGUCGGCAAGGCCUGGGAAGCCAGCUCUGACCUUCCUCCUUCCCCUAACGCGAACCUCUGCUCUUGCAUGGAGGACACUCUCACUUGCAAGGUGAAGGACAACGUCGACGAGGAAGAAUACGGCGAAAUCUUCGGCUACAUUUGCGGCCUUGAGGGUGGCAAGUACUGCGCCGGUCAGAAGGCUGAUGCCGUCAAUGGCACAUACGGAGCCUACAGCGUCUGCACCACUAAGCAGCAGCUUUCCUUCGUCAUGAGCCAAUACUACAAGGCGCAGAACAGCGAUGAUGCUUGUGACUUUGACGGCCGCGGUGAGACCGUUGACGCCAAGGACUCAAGCGACAGCUGCAAGACCUUGCUUGACGAAGCUGGCACAGACGGUACCGGCAACGUUAAUACACCCGACGGCGGUGUUGGCGGUGAUGCUUCGGGCUCUGGCUCUUCGUCCAGUGAGACCUCUGAUGGUGCUGCCGGACUUGGACCCCGUCCUAUGGCUGUCUACGUUGGCAACUGGCAGCUCGGCGCCUACAUCAUGACCAGUGUUGUUGCUGGUCUUGGUAUGCUUCUGCUGUAGUGUAAGAUUUGAUUGAUAUAACUUUGUUUUCGUGUAUGAUCUUUUAGUACAUAACUUCAAUAUAUCGUUGCUUCGUCAACUUUA
Messenger RNA from Aspergillus nidulans FGSC A4, 1918 nucleotides. RefSeq names its product 1,3-beta-glucanosyltransferase gelE. The record is from RefSeq and is a predicted model, not a curated record. The transcript has 2 exons. The coding region runs from base 215 to 1834 and encodes 539 amino acids. Lineage: Eukaryota; Fungi; Ascomycota; Eurotiomycetes; Eurotiales; Aspergillaceae. Gene Ontology annotation, cellular component: plasma membrane.